Molecule: messenger RNA, 2122 nt
Organism: Chironomus riparius
Lineage: Eukaryota; Metazoa; Arthropoda; Insecta; Diptera; Chironomidae
Source: the annotation of a GenBank genome assembly
CUUUAAAAAGCAUCUCAAUUGUCGUGUAGUUUUCGUGCUGUCCACUUCAGUCUCUAUUCGAUAGAAUUUUAAAAAACAUUUUUAAAGCAGCUUAUAUCCUUUUGAAAUUGUGAACUGAAUGUGCAGGAAUAAAAAAAAGAUGUGAAUGAAUAAAAAGUUGUGAAGAGCAGCAGAUAAAAAAGAAUUGAAAAGAAAAUUGUGAAAAAAAAACUUGUUGAAGAGAUGAAAAUGAGAAAAAUCAUGGAAAUUGAGUUGCUAAUUCUCUUAGUAGUGCUUGUUAAUAUUUCUACUGGACAGCAAAAUUAUGUGAAUAUAAAUGAUCCCUGCGGGCAAUGGCGAGUUGAUAGUCACGAUGCAGACUUGGGAACAUGGGAUAUCAUCCGAGACUUUCAAUUGGAUAAUUACGAGAUGCAUCAUGAGACAAUAUCGCAAAUUGUCGGUAGCAAUGACUAUCAGACAGCAUAUCGCGUCGAACGUGAAAGCAACUUGACGAUGUUAGCACAAGAAGCAUUUCCUAGGGGAACUCCGUUUCAAUUCUCAUUCGAGUGUACUUAUCGACAGCGACAGCAACAGGCGAAUUCAUGGCAUAUGUUUCAUCUGACUAAUCAAUAUCAAGAAUCGCAAUUGACCGUCACAAUGAAUCCUGGUCGUCAAACAUUGGCUGUUUCAUUGCCUGCUUCUGAUGGUGAACUGCAAACUGUUGAAUUUCGUCAUUCGAGUCUGUUUGACGAUCGUUGGCAUAAAAUUAUGCUUGGCGUGACAGACAAUCGUGCUAAAUUGUGGGUUGACUGUAAGCCAGUGAAGAGUGUUGAUGGACAAAUGGAGAGUCCUCUACGACAACGUGGACAGUAUGACAUUAACAAUGGAUAUUUGUCGAUUGCACAAAUUGUCGACAAUCAAAGGAAUUAUGAAUCAGCACCGCCUAUCGACCUCCAAUGGCUUGCCAUGACUUGUGACCCGAAUCGAGCAUUACGUCAGUCAUGUGAUGAGAUUCCUGGAUAUGAUAGUGCUGGAGCGGAACCGGAAUAUGUUGAGGGACCACCCCCAAAUACCUGUCAAAUUUGUCCACAAGGCCCACAGGGAUUCAACGGAACAAAGGGCGAACGUGAGAGAGGAGAGAGAGGUGUGAGAGGUUAUGAUGGAAGAGACGGAAUCAAUGGACUGCCAGGAUUGAAAGGAGAGAUGGGAAAUCGAGGUCCUCAAGGCAUUCCUGGAACCCCUGGAGCCCCUGGAUCCUCUGGUUCAGGUGGAACUGUAGUUAGAGGAACUGGUCCGAAAGGAGAAAAAGGUGAAGUCGGAUCAAGAGGACCACCAGGCCCACCUGGUGAAGUUGUUCAUUCUGGAGGUGGUGGUGGAAUUCAAUAUCUUGUUGGAGGUGCAAGGGGUCCUCAAGGAGAGCAGGGAUCGUCUGGACCAAGAGGACCACCUGGUGAGCCUGGAAUGAAUGGAAAUCCAGGAAGAAGUGUGACUGAUGAUGAAAUUAGAGAUAUUUGUUACAAUGUUCUUCGCGAACAGUUAGUUGAUUUGACUGCUAAUUUACAAGGACCUCAAGGAGCUCCAGGACAACAAGGAAGACCAGGAAAACCAGGACCCGCGGGACCUGAGGGAUCACGAGGUGAAAAGGGUGGCAGAGGCUAUCAAGGAGUUCCAGGCAUGCCAGGCUUACCUGGAAUGAAAGGACAUACUGGUGAUCAAGGUGAACGUGGAGAAAGGGGUGAAAAAGGAGACAAAGGUGAUGAUGGAGAAGGCAGACCAGGACCUCAGGGAUCACAAGGUCCUCCUGGCCCACCUGGCAUUGGAGAGCAGGGUCCAAGAGGAUCUGCAGGUGUGAAUGGAGAACCUGGUAGAAAUGGUGAAGUUGGUCCAAGAGGCCCACCUGGCACUCCCGGUCAAUGCCCCAACGAUUGCUAUCAAGCUAUGACUCAAGCAAAUGCUCUUUACUACAAUCGCGUUCAAGGAAAUCAAAAAGGACCAUAAACUGCUGUAAAAUUAAACUCUUAUGGAUGAGGAAUCGAAUUUGAAACUGAUAUAUGAGAAAAUAAUGUGAAAAGAAAUUGAAAAAAUAAAAAUUGCUGCAAACAUUUUCCGACAUGACUGGAAAAAUGAAAAAUAUAAGAAGAGA